AACAGAGAGAUCCUUACUGGUGGUAAGAAGUUUGCUCAAAGAAAUGCAAAGAAGCAUGUUGUGGAAGAAGUUGUGUUUGAUAAAGAUUCAAGACAGGAUUAUCUUACAGGAUUCCAUAAAAGAAAAUUGGAACGUCAAAAGAAAGCUCAAGAGUUUCAUAAGGAGCAAGAUAGAUUAGCCAAGAUUGAAGAGCGUAAAAAGGCUAAAUUGGAGAAACAAAAAGAGAUGGCUGCUCAAUUGGAAAAAUUUCAAAAAUCUAUGAAGGAGUUGAGUGGACAAUAUGAGACAUCUGAUGAGGAGGAUGAUGGAGAUGAAGAUGAGGAUAAGAAAAUCGAUGUUGAAGAAGAGUAUGAAGAAUGGGAUGGAUUUCAAGAAGGUGAAGAAGAUCAUAAUGAAUCCAAAUCUAAAGGGAUUUUGAAAAGAAUUUAUGCAGCAAAUAUAGGGGGAUCAGAUGAAGACGGUACAGAAGUGACAAUAGAGGAUGUUGAAUUUAAUAAUAAUCUUGAAGAAAUUGCUAAAUUAAAUUAUGUUAAUUUACAAAAAUCUCAAAAAAUCUUGGAGGAGAGUAUAGAUCGUGCUAAAAAAUAUGCAGUUAUUGCAGGAGCUGCACCAAAGAAGAGUAUACAAAAGAAGAAGAAAUUCCGUUAUUUGACUAAAAGUGAACGUCGUGCUAAUAAUCGUAAGGCUAUUGAUAAAAAGAAGAAA
Hansenula anomala is the source of this 705-nucleotide messenger RNA. RefSeq names its product rRNA-processing protein RRP17 (gene RRP17). NCBI's taxonomy places the organism in Eukaryota, Fungi, Ascomycota, Saccharomycetes, Phaffomycetales, Wickerhamomycetaceae. The annotation marks the transcript as partial. The transcript is spliced from 2 exons. Gene Ontology annotation, cellular component: nucleolus. The record is from RefSeq and is a predicted model, not a curated record. Gene Ontology annotation, molecular function: RNA binding.